Molecule: messenger RNA, 552 nt
Organism: Sphenostylis stenocarpa
Lineage: Eukaryota; Viridiplantae; Streptophyta; Magnoliopsida; Fabales; Fabaceae
Source: the annotation of a GenBank genome assembly
AUGCAAGCGCUUUUAACUCUCCUUUGGCGCGCUGUGACACGUUGCAAACUCGUCGACCCGCAAGAAAAGGUGCAUUAUGUGUUGUUCGUUGGCGUUUGGUCGAGGAUGGUUCCACCACUGACAGAGGGUUAUUUUGGAAACUCGGUGAUAGCUACUAUUGUCACCAUGAGAGCGGGGGAACUAUUGGAGGGUGGGCUUGCAAAGGGUGCUUUGGAGAUGAACAAGGUGAUUUCUUUGCACUCUGGUGAGAAGAUAAAGAACCACUAUGAAUCUUGGAUGAGAAGGCCAAGGCUGUUAAUGUUGCCGAGUGGCGUGGCUGGUAGUAGUUACUUGAUCACUAGCAGUUCCCCAAGGUUCAACAUAAUGGGUAAUGAUUUUGGUUGGGGAAAGCCUGAAGCAGUUCGAAUUGGAGGUGGCAAUGAACGAAACAGCAUGAUUACUCUGUUUGGUGGCGCUGAAGAAGGCUCCAUUGACAUUGUAGUGGACCUUCCUUAUUGGAUUUUGGAGGCCUUGGGAAACGACGCAGAGUUCAUGGACGUUGUGUCCAACUAA